Molecule: messenger RNA, 1347 nt
Organism: Helianthus annuus (common sunflower)
Lineage: Eukaryota; Viridiplantae; Streptophyta; Magnoliopsida; Asterales; Asteraceae
Product: E3 ubiquitin-protein ligase PUB23
Exons: 1
Coding region: 70-1314 (414 amino acids)
Biological process (GO): protein ubiquitination
Molecular function (GO): ubiquitin protein ligase activity
Source: RefSeq, a predicted model, not a curated record
UCAUCAUUCAUUAACUUUCUCCAUUUUUCGUUAACAUUUCAAUAUUUUCUUCAUAUUCUUGAUUCAAUCAUGACCGAUCUUCACGAUGAUGUUGAAGUUCCUAGCUUUUUUCUAUGCCCGAUUUUACUCGAGAUCAUGAAAGACCCGGUAACGCUCUCCACAGGGAUCACAUACGAUCGCGAUAGCAUCGAAAAAUGGUUGUUUGUUCACAAGAAAGGUGUCUGUCCCGUAACCAAACAAGUCGUUGAUGACAUCGAGCUCACCCCAAACCACACCCUUCGACGAUUAAUCCAAUCGUGGUGCGCCCUUAAUCCUUCAUCCGGUGUCCAAAACUUCCCCACACCUCGGAUUCCAAUCACAAAAACUGAGAUUAUCAAACUCCUCAAUGAUUCAAAGCUUCCUCACAUGCAAACCAAUAGUUUGAAGAGACUAAAAACCGUUGUUUUAGAGAACGAAAUGAACAAGCGGUUGAUGGAGUCGGUUGGAGCAGUGGAUCAGCUAGCGUCCAUCGUAAACAACAUGAAAAAUAGCAUCACAUCAUCAUCACCGCCCCGAGAUACCACCCCAGCCGACGAAGCGUUAAGUAUUCUUUACCACCUUAAUCUUUCACCAACCGGUCUCAAAUCUUUAUCUCUAAACACAGGAGAUUUCAUGGAGAUGUUAACGAACAAGAUGCAACGAGGCGCCAGUCGCGAGACACGAACUUACGCUGUCAUGUUAACAAAAUCAAUAUUAGAGGUAACGGAUCAGCCCAUGCAACUCACGUUGUUAAACCCUAAUUUCUUCUUGCAGCUCAUACAAAUCUUAAUGGAUCAAAUCUCCAAAAAGGGCACAAAAGCAACACUAAAGAUACUAAUCAACGUUUGUGGAUGGGGUCGAAAUCGGAUAAAAGCGGCUGAGGCAGGCGUGGUGCCGGUGUUGAUCGAAACCCUACUGAAUUCUACAAAAAGGAGAGUCUCCGAGAUGAUUCUUGUUCUUUUGGAUCAGAUUUGUGAGUGUGCUGAAGGGCGGGCGGAGCUGUUGAAUCAUGCGGGUGGUUUAGCGGUGGUUUCGAAGAAGAUAUUCCGGGUGUCAUCUGUGGCGAGUGAGAAGGCGGUGAGGAUAUUGCAUUCGGUGGCGAAGUUUUCCGGUAACCAGAGUGUUUUACAGGAGAUGUUGCAGGUGGGGGUGGUUGGAAAACUUUGUUUGGUGGUGCAGGUGGAGUGUGGAAAGAAGAUGAAGGGGCAUGCAACUGAGGUUUUGAAGAUGCACUCUAGGGUUUGGAAGAGUUCUUCUUGUAUACCUUAUAAUUUGAUUUCUUCAUAUCCAUGUUAGAAGAAAAGGUUUUAUGAAAUAUGAUUAGAUGUU